Molecule: messenger RNA, 345 nt
Organism: Lachancea nothofagi CBS 11611
Lineage: Eukaryota; Fungi; Ascomycota; Saccharomycetes; Saccharomycetales; Saccharomycetaceae
Source: the annotation of a GenBank genome assembly
AUGCCGCAGCCAGAAUUCAUCCAGGAGAGGCUCAAGAGCUUGAAUACAAUCGAUGAUUUGCUUCUGGCAACUUUACUACAUGCUUCUCAAGCAGUGGGAACCAUAGAGGAGUUGAAAAGAGGAAACGAAAACAUGAAACCCCAAUUUGAAAACCAUGCGCGUAGCUUUUACAACAGUCUCGAAGAGGCUACUGUUGGACUACGGCGCGAAAUCAAGCAUCUCGACGAAAACGUAGGUACCAGACUGUUGCCGAUAAAUGUGAACAAGAGGGCUACUGGCCAAGACAACGACAAGAUACGAGAGCAAUUUGACAAACUAGAAAACGAGCUUAAAGAAAGCAGUUAG